Pygocentrus nattereri (red-bellied piranha) is the source of this 2101-nucleotide messenger RNA. It is a transcript of the gene fam228a, whose product is annotated as family with sequence similarity 228 member A. Bases 254 to 1183 code for a protein of 309 amino acids. NCBI's taxonomy places the organism in Eukaryota, Metazoa, Chordata, Actinopteri, Characiformes, Serrasalmidae. The record is from RefSeq and is a predicted model, not a curated record. The transcript is spliced from 10 exons.
GCCAAAAUUCAAGUUGUACCAAGUUUUCUAAUCUAUUAUUUCGUUAGAAGCCAAAACAUUCCCAACUGGCUUAGUUCAAGACGGUGCCAUGGCAACGGACCGUGAGAGGAACUGGGAGCGAGGACGCGGAGUGGCUCAGCUGGGAGGACUUUAGCAAGCUGACCAGGGCAAUGUGACACCUGCUCAACCUGCUUCUCCAGACGGUUUCCAGGACAGCUAAACGGCUCAGGUAGCGCAACCCAAGGCUGUGCCAAUGACUCAGGUGCAGGAGAAUGACCAGGCUGUGCAGGGCAGGUGGACCGCACAACUGGUGGAGAAGAGCAGCGCUAAUCUGUGGGGUAUGCCGUUCAAAGUCAGGAAAGGAUGUGAUUCUGGGGUGAUAUUCCUCCACAAACCUGUCCCACCUCAUCUACUCCAAGCUACGUCACCUAGAGGUGUUUGGCCGAGGUCAUUAUCAGUGGGAAGGACAGAUCGAAGGUACCAGUUCAUCAGGAGUGCAACACAGAGACCAACCAGAGUUGUUACGCAAUCAAAAACAACAGCUGACAUGCCACGUACGCUCUCUCCCUGCUCAAUAACACAGUUACAGGAGCAGCUUCUCUCUGAACAACAGGAGGCUGACGCCAUCACACAGCCGCUGCUGGACACAGAGAAUGGAUUCAUCAAGGACCUGGAACUGUACUUGGAUCACAGGGACUCAGCGGCUUUGAGGAAGCGUGAGCUCCUGCACAGGCGCUGGACACAGUGCGUGUGGCAGCCGAUACAGCGAAGCGUCGAGCAGCACUUCGCCCGCUGCUGCUGUGAGGCGGCGGAGCCAAUGAGGAUGAUGCUUGAACAUUACAUUAACUACGGCAAUGCUAAGGGAUUCGUGUCUUUGGAGACAUACGAUCCUCAGGAAUACGAGCCUUUCCUGCUCCACCUUAGCAGGCCACACUCUUUUCAGGUCAGCACCCUUCCCUUGAAGGACCCGCUCUCCCUCCAGGCCCGUGCAAGAAUGAACGAAAAGAGGACCAUCCUUCGCUGCCAGACAGGGCAAGCGAAUGAAUGUCAGCGGCAGGAGGAAGGCAGGGAUGGGAGCUGCCUGCAGAGAGCCAGCAGAGUGAGUCGAGGCACUGUUGACCUGGCCACGGCCGAGGGGCGGAGCUUCCAGCCUGAGUGCUGGUCCUCUACUGGUCCAUCAUGACACUGUUUAACAUGACCUUCUGCGAAACCCUGACCCACUUCCUCUUAAUCCAGUUGUGACCUACAGUGUCAUGUAUCAUUCUUUCAGUUUUGAGAAAUGAAUGAGGAAAGCUUUCAAGUGUGUGUGUGUGUGUGUGUGUGUGUUUGUCAGGGUACUAGAUAAAACGUUCCUCAGUCUACUAAAGAUCAAACAUGCUCUACACACCGUCACUUUAGAGUAACGAAUCGGCAAAAAAUCGAAUCGACACCGUUUUCCAUUUACUGCAGAUGCAGUCGGUCAGCCAAGACAUGUUUGAUGUCCAAAUUUUGCUUCUUGAGUUCAGCACUUGAGCUACGAGGCUAAUGUAGCUGACACUAGAAGUCAAUAGUCACCCAAAUCUUGUCUGUAAAUACAUCCCCACAACUGUUCAGGUCUUCGAUGAGGUUGCACAGACUUGGCGAUGAAUGGCUGGGGUCCAAUCCCAUUUCACCCCUCACCCCUACCACUUCGCCCUAACCCCUCUAUUUUGGACAUUCAUGUCUAGGGGUGGUGUGAUUCUUCAUUCCUGUCGCAUUAGAGGGGCGGGACGAAGUGUUUGGACUAUGUGGCCCUCCAAACAGAGGUUAGAGAGAGACUCCAGAGUGAUAUGGGGGGGGGGGGUCUGACAAGACAGAGCACAAGAGACCAAAGAAACCCACAAAUAUGAGAAUUUACUCUGUUAGAAUGAUCUUAGUUUCAGUGUAUUAUGGUCAUUUUCUUCAUAACGAGCAUUAAAAAAUCACUAGUAGUUAUGCUGAUAUCUCGGUAGGUAGCUUGUAAAAUCUCCCGUUCCACCUUAAAUGAUGUAGCAGUUACAUUCUGACAUCUCUUGCAUCAGAACUGCUGCACCAUUUAAGGUGGAACGGGAAAAUUCAAACAAGAACCUGGAGAAUCACUGAA